AGACACACACGGGUUGUAUAACAAACACGACAAAGGUUUGGAUGGAAAUGGACUUGACCCAUAUUAUUGCUUUAUGAUGGUGGGACGAUGUGUCGGGAAACAUUUUAACGCAGAUAAUGCUAAGCUUGAUCAUAUUUAAUAUGUUUCUUUUGUAUGGUGUUCGCAAAUAAGGGUGGUGAAAAUAAUACCUUCCUCCAACUGCUGUGGUCAUUUGUGGGACACGCCCGAGUCUAUAGAAGAUAUAUAUAGAAUUAUAGAAGUCACCGAUCUACUCCGAGCAAGUAAUCUAUACAGAACAGCGACAUAUAUGGACAUAUUUAACAGAGCAAGACGUGGACGAGAUACAUGUUUUGAAAUAUUUAACAGAGCAAGACGUGGACGAGAUAAGGAUGAGUUCCAUUCAAAUUCCAGUGAUAGAUCUGAAAGAGGCUGAAAACGCCAGCCAGCGUUUGGGAGUUGCCCAGAAACUUGUAAAAGCACUGGAAACUGACGGUUUCCUCUUCCUUGACAAUGUGCCGGGUGUUGACCUGAACAAAGUCUUCAAAAACAGCGAAUGGUUCUUUUCUAUUCCAGAAACUGAUAAGUCUCAACUGUUGAAGAAACAAUGGAAUCCACAAAAUAAUAAUCGCUAUCGUGGCUAUUCCCCACUUAUGUCGAAUUGUGCAUCUUACAAAGAAGGUUUUGAAAUUGGCGCUGAAGAUGUAGAAUUUACAGACCCCGACAUCCACCCUAUCUUCAAGGAACCAAACGUCUGGCCGCAAGCGCUGGAUAAGGGCGAUCAGUUUAAGGCCGAUAUGAUACAACUAUUCUCUGCUAUGCUGAAGACCGGAAGUGAGGUGAUGCGUCUGGUUGCUAUGGGAAGCGGCUUGGACGAGAUGCUUUUUGAGAAGAUGUUCAGUCCGGAUACUCUUUCCACGCUGAUGUUGCUGCAUUAUCCCACUCGUCCCGAUGUUGCUGCAGCUGCUGCUGCUACUGCUGAAGACGGGACAGUCCUGUCCUGCUAUGAACACACUGAUACUGGCUUCGUGACUCUGCUGGCGACGUUUGACUACACGGGACUGCAGAUCCAGUCAUCGGACGGUCAGUGGUACGACGUACCGCCGAGACCAGGCUCUCUAAUCGUCAACAUCGGAGACGUCUUGUCCCAGAUGACCGGAGGGAGGCUGAAGGCGACACGCCACAGAGUUGUCGACCCAAAGAUCAGUCGUUACUCCGUUCCGUUUUUCUUUGAACCUCGAUACGGUGUCAACAUUAACUACCGUUUAGGUGAUUCUGAGAAGAAAACCCCAGAGUCAGUUUGUGCAUAUGGUCCUUUCAUGAUGGACAAAAUGUUGCAAUUUGUGGAGUAUCGAAAUAUACUGUAGGACAUGUAGUAAAUCACUGAUUUCUAGUAGUCCUGAAAACUACGUUUCUGACAUUAUUAACAUUUAAACAGUUUACUGCACAACCACAAUUACCGAUGUACUACUGACAUUAUUAACAUUUAAACAGUUUACUGCACAACAACAAUUACCGAUGUACUAAGCACUAGAUAUAUUUCAUUUCACUGCUGGUGAUGACUACGUGUAUUAUACCAACGCUGAACAACACCCCAGCAGCAUUAACAUAAAUAUGUGCUACUGAGCUUCUGAAUAUGCACAUUUUAAAACUUUAACCAAAUAAAACGUGUUAUUUCAUCGUC
Gigantopelta aegis is the source of this 1681-nucleotide messenger RNA. RefSeq names its product 2-oxoglutarate-dependent dioxygenase citB-like. The transcript has 2 exons. The record is from RefSeq and is a predicted model, not a curated record. The coding region runs from base 390 to 1364 and encodes 324 amino acids. Gene Ontology annotation, molecular function: dioxygenase activity. Lineage: Eukaryota; Metazoa; Mollusca; Gastropoda; Neomphalida; Peltospiridae.